CUUAUGGCUAGCAUGCUAGCAUGGUACAAAAAAGCGCACCAUUAUAUCAACACGUUGUUUAUUUAAAAUAAAGAGUUAUUACACGUGUGAAUUCGUAGAACCACUUAUGUAGGGUGGAUGUGAAUGUGUUGUGUUUACAAACCGCAUGCCAACAAUGUUGUGUUGUUGCAAUGUACAUAUACCCGCAUAAGUUAAAUUCUUAUCAUCCGUGUUUUAUUAUGCACUAACCUGCCAGGCACUGACUGCUUCCACACCCAGUAUCUACAAGAACAUCCAUCAAAUGAUUAAUACGAUAAUAUUAGCAGCAUAAAAUGUGAUCCAUUAGCACCACAGUACACAAGUUGACGUUAGUUUCUUGUUGGUGGUGAUAAGUGUACGUUGAGUUGAUAUGGGCUCACUAGAGGCCCAUUGCAACCUACAAACCGAUAUUCCCAAAAGGCACCACACGAACCAUGAUUAAAAACAGAACGAGCUACUUUGCUUAUAGGCUACAUAUGUAUGUACAAGCAGUAUUUAACAUCCCAAAAUAAAAAUACUACAUCAAGCAUGACAUCACUUGCUUUUUAACAUUUAGCAUUUUGAGCAUUUCUUUCUAGUCUAGUGUAACCACACGUUUUCAGCAAAAACACACUUGUUGCAUGUUGUUGCUGCUCAAAAGAUAUAUAUUUUUUAACUUUUGGAAACUGUUAAUGUGCUUAUUAUGCAAAGAUUUGUCACAGCAUUGUGAGUGUGUGUGAUUAGACACACCUUAGAAUUGUUGCUGCUAGCUUUAAUUGCUCAUUUAUUUACAGUAUAUACUGUGUAAGGUUCUGUGAGCUGCACACACUAUGUAGCCCUCAGUUACUCCUGUGGUCUUUUUGCAAGUGAGCAAAUGCUUCACACCAAAGGGUUCUGUGGAGUUAGUCGAUUUCUUUACUCUGUCAUUAAUAAAACCAUGCAGGCAGGGCCGUUUCUAUCCCUGCGGGGGCCCUAAGCAAGAUGCUUUUGAAGGGCCCCCAGUUUGUCCAUCUGAGAUGAAAAGAUUUCUAAACCUUACUUACCUGGUCCACUAAGAUGCCACGAUUUAUUACAACUCAUGAGCAAAACAGGCUGCAGUUCAAAUGAAGUUGAGCCCCUCACUCAAGUUAAGCUGAUAAAAAGAAUUACAAUGCAAGGAAAACAACUAUCCUCUGUAAAAAAAAAUAAAUAAAUAAAAAAAAAAUGAUCACACUCACAUUUUGAGCGUUUACAAAAAUGUUUACUUUAAAUAAGAAAAUUUAUCACAAUAAAUGUGGUAAGAGCAGGUACAUUCAGCAAUUAAAUUUAAAUAAGUCACCCAAAAUGCCACUUGGGAGGAAAUGGCCCCCGGAACCAAAGCAAAUUUACUCUUAGGGCGCAUCAGAUUGGUAUCAGCUCCCCAGUAAGCUGUCUGUUCAAGAGCUGGUCUCUCUGAACAUUUUUAAAUCGUGGUUAAAAGGUUUGGAGAAAAGCCGCGGUGGUUGUACAUCUUUUAUUUAACUGUAUGACACACUCUUUAAUAUGUGCACAUGUAAACAGUUUUGUGUCUAUAAUAUGUUUUUAAUAUGUUCAAUGUUUUAUGCCGUGCACUUGGCCCAGGUUGGUCUUGUAAAAGAGAUGUUCAAUCUAAAUGAGUUUUUAAUGUGGUAAAAUAAAGGCCACAUGAAAAAAAUCAGGUCUAGACACCAGAUUUACAAUAGAUUGUUAUUUUUAAAAUACUAUAUGGAACAGUAAAAUUCAUUAAAAUAAUCGGAAACGAGGGAGAUUGCUAAAGUUGUUCAACAAAAUUACACAAAUGCGAAAUAAACAGAUAAACUUGUGACUUCCUGUGUAGACUUUUAUUUUGUCAUGCCCAUUUCCUGUGUUCGCCCUCCUGUGGCAAGUUACGCUCUGUAAAGCUGGCAGCUGCCGAUUAUUUCUUCAUUUUCUUUUGCAUGUGUUGCUCCACAAUCAUUUGAUUGCUUUUGCUUCCUUGCACCUUUUGGAGGAUAAAGCAUUUAAGGGAUACACAAUAAACGCGCGAGGUAGCUACAGAUGGAGACAUUUUCAUUCUCCUCAGAUGAGGCUGAACAUGCAGCUUUGGGGCCCCCUGUUGGCUGUGGCGCCCUCGGCAGUCGCCCAGUUCAGUUCGCCUAUAGCAAGAAACGGCCCUACGUUCAGGCCACUAGUAGAUGCUAAAGCCUACUUAAAGCUUUAUUUUUGAUGAGUGAGGCAUGUUUUGAUGUUUAAAAUGCUUCACACUCAGAUUUUCUUGGAUGCUUGUGCACACUGACCUGUCACAAUGAUGGUAAAUCUUAUUAAAUAUACAUAAAUCGGAGCUAUCUGUACUACAUGGGAUGAAAAUGUCAGUUUUGGGAGGUGUAGUACUCAACAUCUAGAAUGCUCAGCCAGGCCAACAUUGCAAAUGCAAUUUAAGUAUUGUCUUAACCUUUAUUUAGACUCAGCGAUCAGGUUUUAUACUUAUAAUUGUGACGUAAUGUAUGAAAUGACGAUAGAGACACGAGCAUGUCCCUGUCAGACGCUGACCUGGGAUCGGCUGACGUAUGGCCUCGGCUAGACAAACGUGGGGGCGGUGCUGAGAGGAACCAAUGGCAGGCAGGCGGCGCGCGGCGUACUCGUUGAUUGGCUUGGCGGUGGAGCCAAUCAGGGGCCGUUGAUGCCUUGCAGUAAACACAUCCGCGCACACGUGCCAAGUGUACGAAGGAAAAAGCGCUCCAUUUGCCGGGCGAGCGUUACUUUAUCAACCGGUGGAUGUCAUUGAAGGGGUGCGUUAAAACGUACAAAUUGCUAUAAAACUGUGCAGGAUGAAAUAUAUAUUUGCGGAGCUCACAUGUACCGACACGGAUCCGCAUCCUCAUGCAGCCUCACAUCUGCACACUGCAGCAGGGAAGUGGCCUUCACACUGCCAGCAACACAUCUCAGGAGGCGAGAACAAACCAGAUAGUUUUUCACACCCAGUCUCUCUCCUCCCAUCUGUCUGAAUGCUUGUGCCAAGGCCGUCUCAUAAACAGAAAUUCAUCUCGUUUGAGUGACACUUUGCAACUAUAUGAAUAUCUACACGACAAAGGGUUCUCAUCCCUACUUUUACUCAAGAAACCAUGAUUUUCUCACCCUAGUUGUAAUCACAAGCAGCCGUCAACAUGAUUCACGUGUAUGUACACAAUAGUCCCACCUAAAUUGAAGCCGUUCCACUUAUUCUUCGGCUGACACCUUCAUCAAGUGGUGCCAGCUUCAUUCUAGUCUAGUAUGAGUUAUGACAUCUCUCAACCGGUGGCCAGCAGCAACACCCGGGGGCGAGUGUCAAGGGCUGCUGAGAAAGACAAUGAUCAGGAGCCUGAGUCCAAAGGGUUAAACGCCGCAAAAAGCACCAAAGCAGAUGUCCCCGCUCCAGAGCAGGAAAACAGAGCCGGGGGUGGCUCAUACACCAGUGGAGGGUCCUCAUCCGGAGACCGUAGGGGGAACAACUCAGACGACAUGGACGGGCUCUCCAGUGGUAACGACUCUGGCGAGAGGGAAAGCGGCUCACGCGGGCGCCAGUCCACACGCAGCUCUAACAGCUCGUCUAAUGGCAAGGACUCCGGCAUGAUGUUGGAAACAACGGAGAGCCACAAAAGCUCCAACUCGCAGAGCCUGUCACCCCCCAGCGGCUCCCUAGCUUACAGCUUGCUGUCCACCAGCUCCGAGCAUGACCCGCCCUCCACCUCUGGCUGCAGCAGCAACCAGUCAGCGAGAGUCCAAACCCAGAAAGAGCUCAUGAAGGCCAUCAAGGAGCUGAAGCUGCGCAUGCCGGCCGAGCGCAAGUCCAAGGGCCACUCCAGCACUCUGAAUGCACUUAAAUAUGCCCUGCAGUGUGUCAGACAAGUCCGAGCCAACAAGGAGUACUAUCACCAGUGGAGUGUGGAGGAGUGUCACGGUUGCAGCCUGGACUUGUCUGCCUUUACAAUCGAGGAGCUUGACAACAUCACUUCAGAAUACACCCUCAAGAACACAGACACCUUCUCAAUGGCGGUGUCUUUCCUGUCAGGGAAGGUCGUGUACGUGUCACCCCAGGGAUCAUCCGUGCUGCGUUGCAAGCCCGAGUGUCUCCAGGGGAUGAUGUUUUCUGAGCUUUUGGCUCCACAAGACGUCAGCACUUUCUACAGUGGCACAGCACCUUGCCGCCUACCCCUCUGGGCCUCCUGCAUCGGAUCUGCCUCACCUGCUGUGGACUGCACUCAGGAGAAGUCCAUGUUCUGUAGAAUCAGCGCUGACCGAACACAGGGUAGCGAGAUGCGCUAUUAUCCAUUUCGUCUGACGCCCUACCAGCUCACCAUUAGGGACUCGGAUACUGCUGAGCCACAGCCCUGUUGCCUGCUCAUUGCAGAGAGGGUCCACUCUGGAUAUGAAGCACCUCGGAUCCCCCCAGACAAGAGGAUCUUCACCACCAGUCACACUCCCAGCUGCCUCUUCCAGGAAGUGGAUGAGAGGGCCGUGCCAUUAUUAGGCUAUCUGCCGCAGGACUUGGUGGGAACCCCGACUCUGCUCUACAUCCACCCUGAAGACAGGCCCACCAUGGUGGCCAUACAUGAGAAGAUCUUUCAGUUUGCUGGGCAGCCGUUUGAGUAUGCGCCACUGAGGAUGUGCGCCCGCAACGGGGAAUACUUAACCAUCGACACCAGCUGGUCUUCAUUUGUCAACCCUUGGAGCCGCAAGGUGGCCUUCGUCGUAGGGCGCCACAAAGUCAGAACGAGCCCGCUCAACGAGGAUGUGUUUACGCCGCUUGAAUGCGAGCCCCGCGUCACCACGCCUGACGUCGUGCAACUCAGCGAGCGUAUCCACCGCCUUCUGGUGCAGCCAGUGCACAGUGGCGUUACAGCUCAGGGUUACAGCUCGCUGGGGUCUAGCGGGUCACGGGGCUCACGCCGCUCAUACCCGCAGCACCUCGGUGCCUCGGCCGCCUCCUCCAGUGAUAGCAAUGGCCCCGCCAUGGACGACGCUGCGGCAGCAGUUGCUUUACACAAGCCUAUGACCUUCCAGCAGAUCUGCAAAGAUGUUCACAUGGUCAAGACUAACGGGCAGCAGGUUUUCAUCGAGUCCCGUAAUAGGCCGCCACCCAGAAAAAACGGCAGCACAGCCACCACAAACAGCCUCAGAGCCAUCCCCGGCGACCCAGUCCGUGGUCUCAUUCCUGACAUGACCAAACCGCUCAAAGACCUGGUACCUGCACCACUUGUACAGAAAGAGCCCCCACCUGGGUACUCCUACCAGCAGAUCAAUUGUCUGGACAGCAUCAUAAGGUAUUUGGAGAGCUGUAACAUUCCUAAUACGGUCAAAAGGAAGUGUGGCUCCUCCUCCUGCACGGCCUCCUCUGCAUCUGAUGAAGACAAACAGCAGCAGGAGGUCGGCGGAAAUGCUAAAGGGGCGUCAGUUAACCUGGUGGGCGAACCCCCCCCUCUGCCCCCACUGACGCUGGCCAUGAAGGCUGAGAGUGUGGCCUCCAUCACAUCCCAGUGCAGCUUCAGCAGCACCAUCGUACACGUUGGGGACAAAAAGCCCCCCGAGUCAGACAUUGUGAUGGAGGAGGCCCCUACCACUCCAACACAUGCUCCUCCUAACCCCGCCCCAACUCCUCCCUCUAGUGGUGCCCCUCCCAGCACUCCUCCUCCUCCCCCACCCCCCACUGCCCUGCCCCUUCAAGUCACACAGCCAGCUCAGCCAGAGAGGGACAACCGGCGUGGUGGGGGAGGCACAGGGGCAGCAGGUGGGGGCAGCCGCUUGGGUCUGACGAAGGAGGUGCUUUCAGCGCACACCCAGCAGGAGGAGCAGGCCUUCCUUGAUCGAUUCAAGGAUCUCAGUAAGCUGCGGGUCUUCGAUCAGACGGCGUCUUCGACUGUGCGCUGCCACACCCCUGCCCCCAACCCUUUGUCGCGAGGGGUGCGUUGCUCUCGUGACUACCCAGCUGCAGGGGGCGGCUCCAGUCACAGGCGCGGUCGUGGCGGUAAGAGACUCAAGCACCAGGAGUCCUCUGACCAGCACAUCUCCGUGGGUCCAAGUAGGGUGCGCCGAGACCCCAGAAGCGACACGUUGCCCGGGCCCCUCAGCAUGCCCCUCGGAGCCCCGACUAACUCCUCUUCUUGGCCGUCUGUCUGCUCUCAGCCCAGCAUUCCCUCCGCCCCAUUUGCACCCGGCAUGGUUCCGAUCUACCCUGUCUACCCACCGCUCACUCAGCCCUUACCAGAUGCAUCACGUUUCCCCCCUACCCAGAUAGUGCCCCCCAUGAUGGCCUUUGUUCUCCCUAGCUACAUGUUCCCUCAGAUGGGCGCUCCCAUGUCUCAGCAAGGCACCACCCCCGUACCAUUCUUCAAUCAAAACUUGAACUAUCCUGGCGCCGCCCAGGUUCCAGUCCCCUCAGUCAUGUCAAACCCGGUGUCCAUUCUUGGCACGGGAGCGCAGUCUCGUAGUAGCACCCCUCAGUCUUACACGCAGACGCCUGCAGACCGCGAGGGCGCAGAGUCCCCGCUCUUCCAGUCUCGGUGCUCCUCCCCCCUCAACUUGUUGCAGCUGGAAGAGUCGCCGAGCAAUCGGUUAGAGGUUGCCACUGCAUUGGCGGCCGCUCAGCAAGCUACGCCCUCUGUGCAGGCGGGCACGGCCGCAGGGCAGAGCUCAGCCAGCAAGAGGAGCUCUGAUGACAACAACAAGGAGAAUGAGAAUGGGGAAGCUAACGAGUCCAACAACGACGCCAUGUCGACUUCCAGCGACCUGUUGGACCUGCUGCUGCAGGAAGACUCCCGCUCGGGUACUGGCUCAGCUGCCUCUGGAUCAGGGUCCUCAGGUUCUGGCUCCGGGUCCAACGGCUGCUGCUCCUCUGGAACCAGCGGCACCAGCAGCAGCCAGGGAAGCCACACCAGCAAAUAUUUUGGCAGCAUCGACUCAUUAGAGAACGACCACGCCCGCAAGCAGCCGGCAGGUGGCGGCGGCGGAAGCACUGGAGGCGAUGGCGGCGAAGAGCAGUUCAUCAAGUGUGUCCUGCAGGACCCCAUUUGGCUGCUGAUGGCCAAUACAGACGACAAGAUCAUGAUGACCUACCAGCUGCCAGUCAGGGAUGUGGAUGCGGUGCUGCGUGAGGAUCGCGAGGCCUUGAGGAACAUGCAGAAGCACCAGCCUCGCUUCACAGAGGAACAGAAGAGAGAGCUCAGCCAGGUGCACCCGUGGGUGCGCACAGGUCGUCUGCCUCGAGCUGUCAACAUCUCUGGCUGCGCCGGCUGCAGGUCUCCCACGUCGGUACCUCCCGCUCCUCCCUUUGACGUAGAGCUCCAUGAGAUGGAGCUGUGCACUGUGCUCAAGACUCAAGAGGGGGGCGCCGCAAAGGUCAAGAAAAGCACAUCGAAGGAGGCCAUGGAGGAGCAUCACCCCGAGGAGGAGGAGGAGGAGGAGGAGGAGGAGGAGGCAGAUGAGGAGGUGGAGGAUGAGGAGAAGAAGGAGGAAGGGGGCAAAACACAAGAGAGCAACCAAGCAGUGACAGUAGAGGAGCCGUUGGAGGACAACACUCAGCCUGACUGAGUCACAAAGUCAGUGGCCAAAGCGUUAAAGACUUUUAAUGUGCACCUUCCUAAAUUGCACAUCCAAUGAUAUCACUACACAUCAUGUGAUGGUGCAUGCUGAUAGGACAGCUGCCAUGUUCCAUCACUAACAUUGACGCCAUCGACAAUGCAGGAUGUUCAUGCUUUUUUUCAAUCCUCUUCCUUUGCUCUUGGCUCGUAUUUAUUUGAGGACAACAAGGGAGGACGGUGAAUGUGCCUCCCAAAAAAUGAUGGAUGUGCUUCACCACAGUGUCCUCCUUGUUCUUCACCCUGAUGUCAACACGCUAAAAAAUGUCCUGCAAAAGAGCAGGCUGACUUUAUUUUGUAAAAAAAAAAAAAAUGUUUAAAGUUUUAUACAUGCAAGGAUGGAGCAGUUAAAGAGAGAGCAUUCAAUUCCGGCACGGUGGUGAAGUGGUUCUUUGCGAUUUGCUUUUUCCUCUUUGUCCCCCUCUGUGGCGCUGUCGUGGUUAUGUGAUAUCCCGCUUCGUGGCGUUGGUGGUGUCUGCAAACAUUUAAUAUUUUUGUCAAAUUCUUUGUACAAAAAAAGACAUUAAAGUUAUU
Dunckerocampus dactyliophorus (ringed pipefish) is the source of this 8117-nucleotide messenger RNA. It is a transcript of the gene per1b, whose product is annotated as period circadian clock 1b. The coding region runs from base 3244 to 7536 and encodes 1430 amino acids. Gene Ontology annotation, molecular function: transcription corepressor binding; transcription cis-regulatory region binding. The record is from RefSeq and is a predicted model, not a curated record. Gene Ontology annotation, biological process: entrainment of circadian clock by photoperiod; circadian regulation of gene expression; negative regulation of transcription by RNA polymerase II. Lineage: Eukaryota; Metazoa; Chordata; Actinopteri; Syngnathiformes; Syngnathidae. Gene Ontology annotation, cellular component: cytoplasm; nucleus. The transcript has 20 exons.